Ceraceosorus bombacis is the source of this 1479-nucleotide messenger RNA. The record is from the annotation of a GenBank genome assembly. Lineage: Eukaryota; Fungi; Basidiomycota; Exobasidiomycetes; Ceraceosorales; Ceraceosoraceae.
AUGGCCCGCAUUCGACAAGUGCGCCCCUCUCUUGCUGUUCAUAUCCCGUUUGCAAGCUCUACGCGGACGGUGCCGACCAAGCCUGGCUUGCAAAAAGACCUCCACUUGCCACUCGGCGACCUUACGACAUCUCUUGCAGGGUCCACUGCGCUCGGAUCCUCUCGACUCAAAGGCAAGGGCAGCGACGGAGAUCUCGCGCACAGCACAGGUGUGCAGCGCAUGCUCAUGAAAGCAAAGGUAGUUGCGGCGGACGUGACUAAGUCCUCACCACCUCUUCGUGGCUCUCCAGCAUCCAGCAAUGGUAGCAAGCGCUUCCCGUCUAGCGAUUCAUAUCUACCACACGAUCAGAGCAAGUUGGUGGUCACGACCAAGAGCAGUGUUCCACAAACGCAUGACCCGCACGGCGGACAUUCAAUGGUCAAAGGUCACAGUGGACAAGGUGGUCUACCGGGGCACCUCCGCUCGGGAUGGUCGGCUGCAGCGACCUACCUCGGCUCUGCUAUGCAUGCAAAGCCCGUGGAGGUUCAUGCCGCGAGUCCGGAGGAGAAGAUUGCCACUUUCGUUGCGCCAACGGGACGAUCCGCUUCGAGGGCCAGAGCGUCAAGACCUCAGGUCGUCCGUUCACACACGGGCAGCAGCGCCGGUCUCAAGGCGUCUGUAUCGCCUGUAUUAUCGAAGACGUCUUCGAGUACCAGUCCGACUCCUCAGUCUUCCACUCGUUCAAGUCCUAGUCUGGAUGCGCCAUUGCCAUCAAGCGUCUCGCCUGGCCUUCGCAUCACGACCUCCCCAGUAGCGACGCCUUUGCCACCCCGCGACCGCAGUCCUGUCAGAUUCGUGAUGAAGGUCGAUGGUCCAGACGCGAUGCUGCAUUCACCCUCACCUUUGGGCGCUCGUGGAAACGUCACGCAUGCUCGCGACAUCGAGAAGAUCAGGAUGAAGGUGCCAAAUUUGGAUGUGCCAACUGCUCCCAUUCUCAGGUCUUGCGCUCACGAGCGCAAUCUAGAUUUCAAGCUGCAAAAGAUGAGCACACCUGAACGGGCUGCGGCAGCAGCAAGAGAAGCCAAGUUGGCAAAACUUCUGGGGACUGCACAAUUCGAGAGCCCGUCCCUUUUGGGUGCGCGCGCAAAAGCUCCUCACAAACACCAGACCAGCCUCGAGGUGGCUGGCGUUGCCUUGUCACCGCUAUCUGCUCCCGCACCCUUCCCUUCGAUGACGGGCGGAUAUCGCAGGAAAGGGUCGCAUCUCCGAGAGGUAGCAAACCCCAUGGACGGCUUUUUCCAACCAUUGGCAGAUCGUUCUCCCUUACCAUCACCACCACCGUCAGGUGAAGGACCGCAUUUCGAAUUUCAAAACGCCACAUUUGGCCUGCAGGCGCCCGACAUUCGCUUGUCUCCGCCCCCUUCUCCCCUAUCACCACGCUCGCUUGCGCCCCACUCAGAGGGCGGCACGCUCGUUGGCCAGCGCAGCAAAGCCUUCUAG